AUGUCAGUUGGUGUGCGUGACUUGGUGUCUGUGACGUCAGUUGGUGUGUGUGUGACGUCAGUUGGUGCGUGUGUGACGUCAGUUGGUGUGUGUGACGUCAGUUGGUGCGUGACGUCAGUUGGUGUGUGUGACGUCAGUUGGUGUGUGACGUCAGUUGGUGUGUGUGACAUCAGUUGUUGGUGUGUGACGUCAGUUGGUGUGUGUGACGUCAGUUGGUGUGUGACGUCAGUUGGUGUGUGUGAUGUCAGUUGGUGUGCGUGUGUGAGGUCAGUUGGUGUGUGUGAGUUGGUGUGCGUGACGUCAGUUGGUGUGCGUGACGUCAGUUGUUGGUGUGUGUGUGUGAGUGUGACGUCAGUUGGUGCGUGUGUGACGUCAGUUGGUGUGUGUGACGUCAGUUGGUGCGUGACGUCAGUUGGUGUGUGUGACGUCAGUUGGUGUGUGACGUCAGUUGGUGUGUGUGACAUCAGUUGUUGGUGUGUGUGUGUGACGUCAGUUGGUGUGUGUGUGACGUCAGUUGGUGCGUGUGUGACGUCAGUUGGUGUGUGUGACGUCAGUUGGUGCGUGACGUCAGUUGGUGUGUGUGACGUCAGUUGGUGUGUGACGUCAGUUGGUGUGUGUGACAUCAGUUGUUGGUGCGUGACGUCAGUUGGUGUGUGUGACGUCAGUUGGUGUGUGACACGUCAGUUGGUGUGUGACGUCAGUUGUUGGUGUGUGACGUCAGUUGGUGUGUGUGACGUCAGUUGGUGUGUGUGUGACGUCAGUUGGUGCGUGACGUCAGUUGGUGUGUGUGAUGUCAGUUGGUGGUGUGACAUCAGUUGUUGGUGUGUGACGUCAGUUGGUGUGGCGGUGACGUCAGUUGGUGUGUGUGACGUCAGUUGGUGUGUGACGUCAGUUGGUGUGUGUGACAUCAGUUGGUGCGUGACGUCAGUUGGUGUGUGUGAUGUCAGUUGGUGUGCGUGA
Molecule: messenger RNA, 960 nt
Organism: Knipowitschia caucasica
Lineage: Eukaryota; Metazoa; Chordata; Actinopteri; Gobiiformes; Gobiidae
Source: the annotation of a GenBank genome assembly